Messenger RNA from Maudiozyma barnettii, 2607 nucleotides. It is a transcript of the gene SVL3, whose product is annotated as Svl3p. The transcript has a single exon. Gene Ontology annotation, cellular component: cytoplasm. NCBI's taxonomy places the organism in Eukaryota, Fungi, Ascomycota, Saccharomycetes, Saccharomycetales, Saccharomycetaceae. The record is from RefSeq and is a predicted model, not a curated record. Gene Ontology annotation, molecular function: oxidoreductase activity. The coding region runs from base 1 to 2607 and encodes 868 amino acids.
AUGUCUUCGCUUAAAGUGUUAACAUUGGGUAAUAACCCUAAUAUAUUAUUAUACACAUCUCGUUUUCAAUUGGCUAAUAGUGUGGAUUUAUAUCAUAUUAGUACCACUGAUUCAAAUGUGUUUGAAAUAGAAACUCAUGCUUAUGGCACUGAGAGACUUGUAUUGCAGAAUCAUUACAAGUCUGUGGCUCAAUUGACUGAGAAAUCGAUGGACGCUGAAACAUUCGUCUUCGAUGUUAUUAUCGUUGGUGCUUCUUCAUUGCAAGAAUUAUCUACAUUGUCGAAUGAUUUGACCGAAUAUAUGAACAAUAGUACUAAAGUCUUUAUAGAAAGUACAGGUUUUGUUCAAUUAGAAUCAUUUGUUAAGAUGUCCAUGAACGUUCCACAGUUGAACAUUUUUAGCAUUUUGACAGAUUUCGAUAUUAGAGAGAUAGCAACAAAUAAAUUUAGACAAUUUAGAACCAAUGACCUAGGAUCAUCAACUAAUACCAUAUAUUUAGGUGAUUCCUCCGUAAAGUCAGCCGAGUAUGCGCCUGCAGUAAGGAAUCUUUUGAAGACCUUUGAAAGAUUGUUUCAAAAAUUAUUCCCUCGUGAUACUAUAAACCUUUGUAAUGAAAACCCUUCCAGAUUUUUAACCAUUCAAUGGAAUAUUGCUUUGCCAAUGAUCUGUUUCGAUCCAUUAUUGAUUCUCUUGGAAGAGACAGAUCCUCAACAUUUAAAAGAUCAAAUCCUAGCAAAACCUUUGAUUUCGGGUUUAGUCAGUGAAGUAUUAAAGAUUACUAAAUCGAUGAAAUUGAAAUUAACUUGGGAUAAUGAAAAUGAUUUAUUAGAUAAUUGGGGGAAAAUGUAUUCGGUACAUAAUUCAAUGCCUCCUUUAUUAUAUCAUUUCAUACAUAAGACAGCUCCUUUAAAUUUUGAUAUUAUCUUAUUGCAGGUAAUCUUAUUGGCAGAUGAUUUCAAUUUAAAGACUCCAUAUUUGGAAUUCUUAUAUUCUACUAUGAUACAAAUUCAAAAAUUGAAUGAUAAUAAAUCAAAAUGGUUUAUUAGAUCAGAGAAUAUUAAUCAAUCAAGUACAGAAGUAGCACAUUUAACUUCUCAAAAUAAAGUCAAUUUAAUCAAGAUUCAAGAAUUGAAUGAUACAAUUGAUAGAGAUCAAUCUCAAAUUCAAACAUUGAGGACCUCAGAGACUAAUUUGAAAAAUCAAUUAGAUUUGUUAAAGGGUAAAUUGCAAUCUUUUGAAAAAGAAAACUCAGGGUUGAUAUCUAAACAUGCAAACGAGAUUAAAAAGUUACAAAUCGAAUUACAAAAGAGUUCAGUUAAUGAAUCUGACAGUCAACAACCAUUGACCAAGAAUAAUUUGAAUGGUGUCAAACAAGAACAAGCAUAUAACUUGUCAGGAACUCCAAUCAUGCAUGAUUUACAAGAUUUCGCAGGGUAUGGUGUUAAUUAUGGUGAUUCUCCAGCACAAAUGAAUAAAUCCCCCAGCUUGCAAUCAAACAAUGGCAAUUAUCCUCCAAAUGAUCUAGUUAAUUCUAAUGGUAACAGGCUGGAUAUCCCAAUAAGCAAUGAUAGUGAAACCAAAUCAGCAAACGGAAGUGAUACAUCCUUGAAAGAAAGAGAACUCGAGCUACGUAGAAAGGAAUUACAAUUACAAGAACGUGAGUUGGAGAUGCAAAGAAAAGCAAUGCAAAUGCAAAUGCGAGGAUUCCCUAAUCAGCCGCAGCAGCAGCAGCAGCAGCAAUUUAAUGGGGCCAGUAGAAAGUCAUCUUAUGCUAAUAUACAACAACCACAGCAACAACAGGCUAUUCAAAAUGGAUAUGGUCGUUCCAAUAGAAUGCUACAUGGUGCCAUUGCACCUUCAGCUACCGUAUCUGCCGGUGAGUUCAUGGAUCCAUUGUCGUCAACGAUGGGUUAUAACAAUGGCAACUAUAAUAAUUAUCAAGGCCAGAUAAAUUCAAAUCAACAGUAUCAAGGGUAUGGUUUCAAACCAACAAGUAGAAAAAAUAGAAAUAGUAAUAUGCAAAUGCUAGGAAACGCUUCAGGUGCAACUGGUCCAACAGGGUCAUUUGCUACAUAUAAUAAACCUCAAAAUGGGAGCUCUAGUCAACCAAACUUGAACCAAUCAAGAAUUGGUUCCAUGACUAGUCAAAAUAUGCUUGCUAGUCAAGCAAGGAAUAGAUCUACACAAAAUGUGGGACCUUAUACCAAUAAUCCUCGUAGCAAUAACGCUGCACCUGGUAUCAAUAGUACAAGCAUGGCAUCAUUACAACAAAGGCAAACUAGUGGCGUGUCUGUUUCCAAUAACGGGGACCCAAAUAUAACAUCAAAUACCGUUAUUCACAAUGUACAACCUGCUAGCACAAACAAUGUGGCAGGUGUAAAGCAAUCAUAUGCACCUGUAUCACUCUCACAGGGCACAUCUGGACCUCCAAAAAUGAGCAUGAACAAUUCGAUGUCAGGCUCUCCAGCAAUACAGGGACAGUCACAAUCGCCAGUCAUACCAGCAUCACCAGAUGUUUCAUCUCUAGCUGAUCAAUCUUCGUCAAGCCACGAAGAUAAGAAAAAGAAAAAGAAAUUUGGUUUCUUUAAAAAGAAGUCCAAAAAAUGA